Molecule: messenger RNA, 2660 nt
Organism: Atta colombica
Lineage: Eukaryota; Metazoa; Arthropoda; Insecta; Hymenoptera; Formicidae
Gene: Gprk2
Product: G protein-coupled receptor kinase 5
Exons: 7
Coding region: 99-2060 (653 amino acids)
Biological process (GO): regulation of signal transduction; protein phosphorylation; signal transduction
Cellular component (GO): cytoplasm
Molecular function (GO): G protein-coupled receptor kinase activity; ATP binding
Source: RefSeq, a predicted model, not a curated record
UCCGUAUUGAGGUACAUCGAGAAGAUACGCGGAUCUCCAUUUGAUCUUCUCUGAAAGGGGACUGAUUAUAGACUCCGGUAGUGUCCGCGGGGACGCAGAUGGGAGCUUGUCUGAUAGAAGUCCCAUCAACUCCGUGCGACAAUAAUCUAACGUGUUCCCAGCGAUCGACUUCACGGCUGCCGUCACGUUCUCCACCGACGUCGCUCACCGACGUUACCAUCGACCACAAGGCCUCUUCUUCUCCCAUCCGAUUCGGCCACAAAAAUCCGAUCAAGCUGGAAUUGAUGGAGUUGGAGAACAUUGUUGCGAACACCGUGUACCUGAAAGCGAGAGAAGGUGGUGGUGACAGCAAUAAAGGAAAGAGUAAGAAAUGGCGGAAGAUACUUCAGUUCCCACACAUUUCCCAGUGCAUCGGCCUAAAAGAUAAAUUGGACAUCAGGUACAGUUAUGUGGUGGACCAGCAGCCAAUUGGGCGGCUGCUCUUUCGACAAUUCUGCCAGGAUAAAAAACCAGCCUAUCACCGCUACAAUCUCUUUCUGGACGCGAUCGAGAAGUACGAGAUUGAGCUGGACGAGAAUCGCAUCGAUCUGGCGAAAGAACUGUUCGAGCAGUACCUGAAGCGGGAGGGUUCGGAGGUAGUCGACAUUCUGAACGAUUCCUUGAUCUCUCAGUGCGAGGAACGACUCAGCACCGGCGGCAAGGAGCUCUUCACCGAGGUCGCGCAGACCGUGAAAAACUUCCUGGCUGGCGAGCCAUUCUCGGCCUUCCUCAGCAGUUUCUACUUCUACAGGUAUCUCCAGUGGAAAUGGCUGGAGGCGCAACCAGUGACAUACAAGACCUUCCGGAUGUAUCGGGUAUUGGGCAAGGGUGGUUUCGGUGAGGUCUGCGCUUGCCAGGUACGCGCCACCGGUAAGAUGUACGCGUGCAAAAAAUUGGAGAAGAAGCGCAUCAAGAAGAGGAAAGGCGAGUCGAUGGUACUAAUCGAGAAGAACAUCCUGCAGAAGAUCAAUUCCAAGUUUGUUGUCUCGCUCGCAUAUGCGUACGAGACGAAGGACGCUCUCUGCCUCGUGUUAACUAUCAUGAAUGGCGGGGAUCUCAAGUUCCAUAUUUAUAAUAUGGGCGGUGAGCCAGGUUUUGACAUAAAUCGUGCCCGAUUCUAUGCAGCCGAGGUCGUGUGCGGUCUGGAGCAUCUUCAUCUUCAAGGUAUCGUCUAUAGGGACUGCAAGCCGGAGAACAUACUGUUGGACGAUCAUGGUCAUGUGAGAAUAUCCGAUCUCGGUCUCGCGGUGGAAAUUACGGAAGGCGACAUGGUGCGCGGUAGGGUUGGCACGGUGGGUUAUAUGGCGCCUGAAGUGAUCGACAAUGAGAAGUACACAUUUUCGCCAGAUUGGUUCAGCUUUGGCUGCUUAUUAUACGAGAUGAUCGAGGGCCAAGCACCGUUCCGUGCUCGCAAGGAGAAGACGAAACGCGAGGAAAUCGACAGACGUGUCAAGGAGGAUCAAGAGAGGUAUUCGCCCAAGUUCAGCGAGGAUGCCAAAAGUCUAUGCCAACAACUGUUAAAAAAGAGCCCGAAGAACAGGCUGGGUUGCAAGUGUGGUCGACACGGGGCGAAAGAGGUGAAACUCCAUAGCUUCUUUCAGUGCCUGAAUUGGAAGAGGGUCGAGGCUGGUAUGUGGGAACCGCCGUUUGUGCCAGAUCCUCGUGCGGUUUACGCUAAAGAUGUUUUGGACAUCGAGCAGUUCUCCACGGUGAAAGGUGUUAAUUUGGACGCCACGGAUGAUACCUUCUACAGCAAGUUCAAUACCGGCAGCGUGUCCAUUCCAUGGCAAAAUGAGAUGAUAGAGACUGAGUGUUUUAAGGAACUGAAUGUAUUAGGUCCUAACAACACGCCCACUCCAGACUUAUUGAUAAACCAUACACCGCCCAACAAUGACGAUAGAGGAUGUUUUCCUUUUCGGAGAAAGAGAAAACAGAACGAUCGCACAAGGGAGAUCCCGUUGUCGGAGUGCCACUUGCUGGAAUUGUCGCAGACGCAGAGCUCGGAAAUGCCAGCCAGCUGAUCUAUGGUGAACAAGAAUAACAGUCUGAAUCGAUUAAUGUCGUCAUCAUUUCGACGUUGCCGCCAUCCUGAUGUUACUGACGGCGCGCGUUCGAGUGCCACUGGUGGCUACUGCGUUAAGAACAAGCCGAUCUCAUUCUCUCUCUCGGUAGCAUCCGAAGCCACGGCAACUGUCCCUGAAAAUGGCUGCAUAGUUCGCAUAAUAAGAAGUCGCAAUGACUGCGGGUCCGAAGCAUCCUCUCAGGUUUAUUGGGGUGAGAUCAAAGAUCUACUCCAGGAUAAAACAUGUAUCCGCGCAAUUUUACGCGCGCGCUUACAGCUACGCAUAUGCGGCAAACAAACGCGACACACGGAAGCCAGGCGCAUUGUAUGUUUCUGUCAAAUUCGAAUGACACGUUCGUUACCAAAUAUAUUUUCCUCGAGCUCGAACGCGGGAAUGCUCGACGUGCACUUUUGCACGUCCAUCAACGUAUAUCGACGUGUUUUAUCGAGUUUCGAUGUGUCCAGAUUCACGAGUCGGGCGAGAGAAAAUUUAGGGUGAUAUGUAGAUAAUGAUUGUGUCACUCACAGCGCGAUUACAUAGCAUAUGUAAUAUUCUGAA